AAAAAUGGAGGAGGAUUGACGUUACAGCUGAAUCAUAUCAGGGUGUUGUGUUCCGUCAUGGAGACAAAACCCAUUGUUACAAGUCAUGGAAAUCAAGUUCUGUUCUCUUCAUUACACUCCGCUCUCCUGCAAGGGCUGCCUAGGGAGCCCACAGAAUGGAGAAGAUCCUAUGGUCGACCUGCAAAAACUCUCCAGCUUGAAGCCAGCUUUGUUCCUUUUGAUGAAGACAUCCUCCCUCAAGAGAAGGAUAAGACACUUGUUAGUCGACCCUACUUUCACAUCUUUUGGACAGACUGUGAUCUUGACACAUACAAGCAGUCUGUGAAGGAAGAGUUAAUGGAAUGGCACACAGCACUCAAAAACAAGAACAAUCCUGACUGGCUGAUUGCAGUUGUUGUCAAUGAUGAAAGCAAAAUAAAAUCCAAACUGCUACCUAGGUCCUCCGUCAUAGACAAGGUCAAAAACGACUUCUGUAGUAAACACCCUGACAGAUGUAUUGUUUUGAAUGAGCCACUUAAGCCAGACUCGAAGAGUCAGGAAUCAUGGAACAGCUUUCUUGGUCGCAUGAGAGGAUUAAUGUUACAGGCAUUUAGUAGACAUCUCAGCAAGUAUGAGGAAAAUAUGAGGAGCCUUAGAGAAAAACGAAAUGAACCUGGCUGGGACUUCGUGAAUUUUUUUCUUGUUCAGGAGGAGUUGGGGUUUAUGUUUGAGAUGCUCGGUCUGUACGAUGAUGCCCUUAUCCAGUACGAUGAGUUGGAUGCCCUGUUCUCUCAGUUUGUCCUGACACAAGCUACCACUGGCAAAAAACCAGCAUGGAUGUCAAAAUUUAUGAAAGAUUGUAACUCCUGGGCAGGACUGUCGCUAAGGAAAGCUAUAAACCAUGACAAGCGCGACAGGGUCAAACAUAAUGAGGCCACCUUGCUUGAUUUCCGGAACUAUCUGUUCUCCCGUCAAUGUGCCCUGCUGUUCCUGUUGGGGAAGCCCUGGGAGGUGGCUCAACGGGCUGUCAACUUUCUUCACCAAACCAUACAGGAAGUCAACACACUCAAGGUGGUGAUGCCAGAGGCGGCCCUUGACUGUUGGGUGUUCCUCAGUUGUAUGGAGAUUCUACAGACAUGUGAGAAUCACACAGACACCUCACAGAUGGAGGCGUACUCCCUGUACACUGCCAACCUCCGUGAUUAUACAAGGCGAAAGCUUUACAGUAUAGGGGAGAUGUGUGGCCUGACACCAGAAAACAUACCGUCCUCUGAACAACUGACCAUGGUGCUAGACCUGACUUCAGGCAUGGGUAUAGAGGAAGACUCAGAGGAAAGUUACUCAGGACCAGGUGGAUCCCACAGCCCCCGCCCCAGGGACAAGCUGAGAGAAGCAUUAUCGUCUAAUGACACAUUCCAAAAAAUAUUUCUGGAGCUGUCUGAAUUGACAAUGGGGACAUUUAAACACAUAGGAAGAUUUAGAUCAGCAAGACUCAUUGGCAAGGAUUUGGCAGAUUUCUACUUACGCCUUGGAGAAGCCCAGAAAGCUGAGAGCUUUUUGGUGGAUGCCAUGAAGAGCUACCAGCGUGAAGGAUGGCAUGCUCUAGCUGAUGGAGCUAUGCUGGAUCUGGCCAAGUGUCAGAAGCUACAAGGCAUUGAUCUCAAAUACAUUAAAACCUGCUGUAGUAUAGCCAGCAGUACCAACCUACCUGAGGAUGUCCGACAGACCCACCUACAGGACAUCGUAGAAACGGCAACAAAAAGUCCAGACACCUCGUUCACUUUGAAGUUAUCCUCACUAUUUCACAUUGCUGAGGUGACAGUGUUAACUCCAAAAGUCAUUGUAGACCAGCCAUUGGAGGUAGAGGUGAUUCUAGUAAAUAACACCCCAAGUGACAUUCAGUGUGACAGUUUGAAAAUUUCUCUGAAGAAGACAAAUAAAUUGCCUAAACUACUGUCUCAAAAGACAGCAGUGUUCAGACAGGCCAGUAACAGUAGUGCAAAGGAGGCUGUACCCAACUUCAACCCUGUCGCACAACAGAUCACUAGUAUACUGAAUGUUCAGGCUCACUAUGAGGGAGCUCCACUACAGCCAAAUACAGCUGGCAUUGUGUGUAUCAACACUCACGAGGUUCUACGUCGGGCUGACAGCUCUGGACGGGGAGCUAACCUAACUGAUACUCAUAAGGAUUAUGAUGAUUUCACCAACUAUGCAAGUUGUGAUGAUGUUAUAAUUAAACCAGGAGAAAACAGGCUAACAUUUGAACAAAAAAAUACAAGUGCUGGUCACUAUAAACUUGGACAGCUGUGGGUGAAAAUGAAAGGUAUAGACUUCAUCAAAUAUUUGGAGGCCGACCAGUUCUUCCUUGUUCAACAUAAUGACCCAAGCUGUGAUAUCAUUCCUGUUAAUGGAGAAAAGCUAGUGUCUGGCAUACAACAAUGGGUAGAGCUCACUCUGGACCCAGGUAGCUAUGUACUGAAGGAGGGCGAUGAUCUAACAUACUUAACCUCCGAUGGACUGAUGGUGUGUCAGGAGGAAGAGGAGACAACUCUCCAGGUGGCUAAGAUUACAGAGCUUGGACACGCAGUCUUCAGGAUCCUGUUGUUCCAUGACAUUAAUACAGUUGACCACAAUGCUGAGAUACGCCUUGAGAGCGACGUGUUUCCUGAUCCAGUCUGUUGUUCAGUGAUGUUCUCCUGUCCAUUCCACAUUACACACAAACUUCACACAGCCUCAAAUAGGAAGUACCUACAGAUCCUUGUCCAUGGUAACACCAGGGAGGACUUCACACUAGUCACACCCAGCCUGACUGUGGACUCACCGGACAUAGAGCUACUCUCUCUCAACAAAGCCAAUCAAGAACUGGUGGUAAAUGGUGACAUGAAUGUGUCGUACAUGUGGCAGCUCAAGUCGAACACCAAGCAUGUCAUCAAAACAAACAUCUGUUUCACUGUCACAUUCCAUUCCAUACUGGACCAGGAAAACAAAAGCAGGCAACUCUCGUAUGAAUGUAAUGUGGAAAACUUUCUGACCCUGUACACAGUGAAGACAACUGUGUCGGCCCAGCCAGAGAUGGGAACAUGUAAAGUCGGGACCACUGCUACACUUCGGGUCCACAUCCGGUCACAUGAUAACGAUGAUGAUGAUGAUGAGGCAGAUACCUCCCUGUCCUAUCAGGUCCUACAGGACAGCAGUAUAUGGGUUCUGAGUGGCAGGACAUCAGGUGUGGUUCAGCUGUGUGAAGAUAUGACAGCAGAGAUACAUCUCAACGUUGUUCCUCUUGUAUCCGGGCUGGUACCACAUCCACCAGUACAAAUCCUCAAAAAUCAAGACGAUAUUUGGUUCAAGCAACAGGACAAAAAGUUGGAGAACAAGAAUGAUGACAACAUUCCUUUGUCUAAUCCAGAGAAGAACGUGGUGACUUCACGGGCAAUACCCUUCAGUCAGGGACAAGUGUAUUAUGCCAGUAUAGCUCAGCAAGUCCAUGUGUUACCAGACGCUGGAGACUAACAAAUAUUUCAAUGAUUUUUCAACACUUUUCAGGUUACGUUGAGACAAAGUCUCAAGUGACCUAUUUUAAUUGCCUUUUGUCCAAUGUUGUGUGUCGUCCGUUCGUUAAGGAUUUACAUUUUCGACUUCUUUUCAAUAACCAAGAGGCCUCGAGACCUGAUUUUGGGCCGAUAGCAUCCUUGGGUGAAGGGCUAUCAAGAUUAUUCAAAUGAAUGACCUUGACCUUCAUUCAAUGUCAGGGGGGUCAAAUAUGCUAAAAUCUUUAAACCACAAAAAAAGCAAGUGGCCCAAAGAUCUGAUAUUGGGCCUGCAGCAUGCUGGGCUGAAGGGCUAUGAAGAGUGUUCAAAUAAAUGACCUUUACCUUUUAUCCAGGUCACAGGGGUCAAGUAUGCUAAAAUCUUUAAAUGACAUCUUUUCACUAAGCAAGAGGCCCAGAGAUCUGAUAUUGGGCUUUUAGCAUGCUGGGGUGAAGAGCUAUCAAGAUUGUUGAAAUGAAUGGCCUUGACCUUCAUUCAAGAUCACAGGGGUCAAAUAUGCUGAAAUUUUUUUAAAGUCUCCUUCUCAAGAACCAACACACUUGCUGGGGUGAACGACAUUGACCUCAAAUUCAAGGUCAGGAUAAUCAAAUCUGUCAAAAUAUAUCAAAACUAAGGUGACUGUCAAGACCCAUGGGCAUCUUCUUAUGAUAAGAGUAAUG
Pecten maximus is the source of this 4187-nucleotide messenger RNA. RefSeq names its product trafficking protein particle complex subunit 10-like. Bases 58 to 3489 code for a protein of 1143 amino acids. Gene Ontology annotation, cellular component: TRAPPII protein complex. NCBI's taxonomy places the organism in Eukaryota, Metazoa, Mollusca, Bivalvia, Pectinida, Pectinidae. Gene Ontology annotation, biological process: early endosome to Golgi transport; intra-Golgi vesicle-mediated transport. The record is from RefSeq and is a predicted model, not a curated record. The transcript is spliced from 22 exons.